UUUAUAUAUUGGUACUACUGUAUUACUUAUGAUGUAAAUAUAUGUAUAAUUGAUGCUUAAAAAUGUUACAACAUGUUAUAAAAUAUACAAAUCUCUAAAGGUUAGUUUUCGGAGAUAUAAUAUCAUUUGACAGUGUGAUUUUGGAUGGUCAACGAUUAUGAGGCCUGUUCAAAGACGUCAACAAGGCCUACAAUAUGGCCUGUAUUUAUUAUUUAUGCAGGCUGUAAAUAUUGGAGUUGAUAAAAUACCUCCGGCUACUUUAAUUGGAGUGAUACUACAGGCGCUACUUUAUACAGGCCUAAUCAAAGUUCCAUGGAAUGCAGAAGAUGCGUGUAUAUCAGCAGUUAAAAUAUUUAAAUACCGUGAUUGGCGCUCUUUUAUAGUAUCAAAUUUUGAGCAUGGAUCCGAUAUGCAUCUUUAUUACAACAUGGUAUCUUUUAUCCUGAAGGGUUCAUAUUUGGAAAUUAUGUACGGAACUCCUAAUUUUAUAUUAUUGGUUGCAUUAUUGUCAAUCGGAUGCAGUUCUAUGUUUGUAUCUCUCGCGUACAUUCUCAUGCAAUUAACAGGAGAUUACGGAUAUUACACGAUGUGUGCUAUUGGUUUUUCUUCUGUGCUAUUCGCAUUAAAAGUUAUAACUAUAUGCGAAGAAAAUAAUAGAAUUCAUGAAGUUGGUGGUUUAAGAGUACCGAGUAAAAUAUCUAUUUGGGUUGAACUAGUAUUGAUAUAUCUAUUAGUACCAAAUUCUUCAUUUAUUGGUCAUCUUGGAGGUAUAUUAGUUGGAUGUUUAUAUUGCUAUACAUCUGUUGGCGAAUUAAUUGAUAAUUUAAUAUAUAUGAUAACUGGAGUUCCUAUUAUACAUGAAGAACAAUUUUAUAGAGAACGUAUUCUAAGUUUUAGAUAAAAUUAUAAUCUAUGUAUAUAUAUAUAUCCAAAGAUUUAAUAUUUUAUAAGUUAAUAUUAUGUUCGACAAUAUAAUAUAUAUUUUCUUUUUUGUGGUACUUAUUUAUUACAAUUUUUAAAAAAUAUUGUUUAAAAUAAAAAUUUACUAAAAAUACAAAUAAGGAAAGAAAAUAUAUAUUGAAUUUUCUCUUGUGUACUAAUGUGAAUAUACUUUUAUAUUAAAUUCUAUAUCGCAAAAUAUAUUUAUUUUUAUACACAUAAUAUAGUUGUUACGAAUAAACUUAUUGAAGAAA
Molecule: messenger RNA, 1193 nt
Organism: Polistes canadensis
Lineage: Eukaryota; Metazoa; Arthropoda; Insecta; Hymenoptera; Vespidae
Product: rhomboid-related protein 4-like
Exons: 2
Coding region: 158-901 (247 amino acids)
Cellular component (GO): membrane
Molecular function (GO): serine-type endopeptidase activity
Source: RefSeq, a predicted model, not a curated record